AUGCAGUCAUCCAGAUGUUUUCACUUCAUCAACUGUUCAAUAAAGUUGUAUGUGAAACCAGAAGGAACGAGACUUUGGGGUGCAAGACUAAAGAGAAGUCGUAUUGUGCAGGCUGCUCAUUUACUGCAAGCUCCAAAAAGUAAUUCUGAAGACCUGGCUUCCAUUAGUUCUCUUUGUUUUAAACUGAACUCACUGCAGUUACAAACACUCUUAGAACGCUAUCUACCUUCAGAUGAUGAACCUCAUAUACCUCAGGAAUUUAUUGAAAGUGUUGUAAAGGUUGCUGAAAAUACUGCUGAUGAACAAGUUAGAAGUGAAGGUAGAGAUAUUAAACUCGAAGAAGACUCUGAUUUACAAUUGCCUUUCUUGUUGCCUGAGGAUGGUUAUUCUUGUGAUAUUGUUCGAGGAGUUUCAGCUGGAUUGCAAGAAUUUUUACAACCACUUAUUCUAGCAGGUCUUUGUCGUCUUACAAUUCAGCCUACAUCUUCUGGGUAUUGGACUGUUUGCAUGUCUGAUCAAGAUAUUGGCAGGUUGCCUUCUGGGGCUCGUAGUCCAAGUUUACACAGUCAUGUUGAUAAUAGAAGCAGCUGGAAAAACCAAGAAGCAGAAGUAGUUACAAUCCGCUUACAGAAAAGUAAUAAUGGCAUCGGUCUGAACAUUAUUGCUGCUGGGGCUCCCUCUGACGCUGACAAGCUCGUAAUCUACAUAAAAUCUGUUGUAACAGGCGGUGCUGCUGACCUAGGUGGCUGAAUUAAUGACACGAACUGGUCCUGUUGUUACCUUAGAAGUUGCUAAACAAGGUGCAUUUCUUAAUGGUCUGACUGAUUUGCUAACUAAACCUUCACCUACAAUUCAAAGAGGGCCUCGCAGAAUGAGUGAGCGAGAUAUUCCAUCGAGGGUUAUGAAUGAAAAUGGUCAUGAUGGGAGAAUACCUCCAGGAUCUAACCACCUGUUGCCUCCUCGAAUGCUGAGCAGUAAAAGUGUUCCUUCUUUAAAUAGUAAGGAUUCUGACAUUUUA
Messenger RNA from Parasteatoda tepidariorum (common house spider), 1018 nucleotides. NCBI's taxonomy places the organism in Eukaryota, Metazoa, Arthropoda, Arachnida, Araneae, Theridiidae. The record is from RefSeq and is a predicted model, not a curated record.